Molecule: messenger RNA, 3048 nt
Organism: Pocillopora verrucosa
Lineage: Eukaryota; Metazoa; Cnidaria; Anthozoa; Scleractinia; Pocilloporidae
Source: RefSeq, a predicted model, not a curated record
AUGUUGAGGAACCCUUUUGUGUUUGGAGACUGGCCUCAUUACAGAGGUACUUCACCCCUCACUGUAGUACCCACCACUGGUCAUGGAAGAGAACUAGAAGAAUCAAGGGGAAGGACAGACAUUUCAGCUGAAGAGGAGAGUUGUAAAAGUGAUGAUCCUUCAGAAAAUAAACGUACAAGGCUAGCAGAACCUUUGAAUGUUGAGAAGUGCCAAGAGAAGCUAAAAUCUUAUUAUGAAACCUUCAGUAAGGUGAAAAUCGUUCCAUGGGACGAAAGCUCUACCAUUCAGAUUGAUGAGAUCUACACACCUUUGAGUUGGGUCAGAGAUCACAGGCAGCCCAGCAGAGUGACACAAAAGGAACUUAAAGAUUACACCGACAUGUUCAAGGGAAAACCAACUCGAAUGCUUGUUUAUGGUCGGCCAGGAAUUGGCAAGAGUACGUUUUGUAAAAAAGCUGCGUAUGACUGGUCGAAAGCCUUAAAAGAAAUCCUAGAGAACUUUUUGGUUUUGAUUCUGAUUAAGUUGCGAGAUGUGUGUGACGUAGGAAACAUCCGUGAUAUUUUGCGUGCGUCUAAAUUGCUGGCCAGUGAUAGUCCGAUCUCAGUUGAUAGUCUCUAUGAUUACAUAGUUAAAAAUCAAGAUAAAGUGCUUCUGAUUUUGGAUGGCUACGAUGAGUACAGCUGUCCAAAAGAACACUCACCCAUCCUUAAAAUUUGGAAGGGUGAGCAGCUGAGAGAUUGUCAUGUUAUUGUCACCACGCGUCAACUUAAAUGUGACGAGUUAAGAGGCCCCAGCCACGUUCAGUUUGAGAUUCACGGUUUCAAAAGCUGGGAACAAAUCGAAACCUUUGCGAGAAAGUUUUUGGCAAGUGAGGAUGAUCUUGAAGAGUUCAUGUCCUACCUGAAAGAAAAGUAUCUCCUUGACAUGGCAAAAGUACCUCUCCUCCUUCUGAUGCUGUGUGUUUUGUGGAAAGGGAAACAUCACGAAGGACUGCCAAAAUCACGGGCAGACAUAUUCACACAAUUCAUUCAAACAAUGCUAGAUCACAAAGGUGAAAGUCACCAGUCUAUGCCAUUUCAGAAAGUGACCUCAACAGAAGCCAGGGAAGACCUGAGUAAUCUUGGAAAGGCUGCCUUUGAAGCACUUCUGCAAGACCGUCCUUACGUACGCUGCAUCAAACUCCCCGGCAAUAUUUUAAGAAGUUUUCAAAAAUUAAGUGCAGUUGGGCUUUUCCAGAUUCUCAAUCUUACGAGUCUCAAUCCUGAGAAAGGGGCCUAUUUCAUUCAUAAAUCCGUACAGGAGUUCCUUGCAGCCUGGCACAUUAAGGAUGAAGUGUUGUCGAAAGGAGAAAGUACGCCUAGCCUUUCCAAAGUUGAAUCAUUUGAAAAGAUCGUGAAGAUGAAUGAAGUUCUGAAAUUUGCCUGUGAGCUGUCAACAGAAGCCGCGUGCGCAAUUUUUCAUCAUGUGGGUUCUAUUGGAAGAAAGGAAUCUUUGUCGAAAUGUGAUUUCAUUGAGAAUGAAAAACUGUCUCAAGAUGAACAACUUUAUCUUCAGCUUAUCUCGCAUAGCUACAUUUGUUGUUCGGCCGAGAAGAGGCGAGAUCUCUGCUCAGCGGUUCCCUCUUACACUGGAGGUGUUUUGUCUCUUGAUUCUAACCAGCUGAACAUGACUGCAAAUGAACAUUUGCUGAAAUCUGCCGUGAUACCCGACUUUAUCUUUUUUCCUACCUACGAAGAGUAUUCAGAGAAAAGCUUUCAAGACUUGAUCACUGUAGCGGAGGACACAAAUGCUGUUUUUUUAAGCUGUUCGGGCGAAAAGAAAGCUGCAGAUUUACUGAAGAAGUUCCCGCGUCCUUUGGAAGAGUUCGUUUUGAAGAGAGAGAGAAAAGUCAUCGUUUAUGUUGAUGAAAUAUGGAAAGAAGAAGAUGUUGGUACUUUUCCGACUGAAAUGCUGCGAGAGCUCAUUUCGCCAACAGCAGAGUCUACUGAGGUGAAGCGUGUUGGUGACCCGUUAAAUGAUCACGACAGCGAAACAACUUCGUGUUUGACUAAGAACACUGAUAGCAUCACUGGUCCGACUCCUCAGAGCCUUUCCUGUGUAAAGAAGAUUGAUAUAAACGAGAUAGAAAGGAAAGAGAUGAAGAUGGUGGCUAAUCUCUUACCACUUUUCACUGCUCUGCGAUGUAUAGUUAUUACUUGGAAACCCUUUGAAAUCAUUGAUGCUCAGUUGACAGAGACCCUUGUGUCUCGUAUCAUCUUCACUGACAAACUUCACACAUUAGAACUUUUUAAUAUCAAUUUAACAGCCAAACCUGCCGCAACCAUCGCCAGAUCUCUGCACCAGGCUCCUAGCCUGCGCAUUCUCAACUUGUCAGCGAACCCUCUUGGUGAAGGACUAAGUGUUCUCACUCGACAUCUCAGCUGCGUUCCUCACCUGGAGACGCUGUGCCUUGUUAAUGUUAAAAUGACACAGCAACAAGUGAAUGAUUUGAGUGCAGCUGUACGUCAGAGAAACCUCUCCUUUUUCAAGACAGAAUACCACGAUGAUGAAAGGAAUGUCAAACCUGAAGAAGAAUGGCCAACAGAUGAAUACUGGAGAGAGUUUUGGAGCGAAUAUCGUGGAUCAAAAGACGAGCCAGAUCCUGGGUCAGUUACUGACUCAGGUGAUGAGGAGGAUCCUGGGUCAGUUACUGACUCAAGUGACGAGGGGGAUCCUGGGUUAGUUACUGACUCAGGUGAUGAGGAGGAUCCUGGGUCAGUUUCUGACUCAAGUGACGAGGAGGAUCCUGGGUCAGUUUCUGACUCAAGUGACGAGGAGGAUCCUGGGUCAGUUACUGACUCAGGUGAUGAGAAAGAUCCUGGGUCAACUACCAACUCAGGUGUCGAGGAGGAUCCUGGGUCAGUUACUGACUCAGGUGACGAGGAGGAGCCUGGGUCCUGCUGGGAAACGUUACUGACUAGGACUGACUCAGUACACCGCCUGAAACUAAGGAAACUCACCAUUGGUCAGAACUGUCUGGCCAGACCAGUCCAUCCAUUAGUAGAAUAA